This is a messenger RNA of Girardinichthys multiradiatus, 4064 nucleotides long. RefSeq lists its product as uncharacterized. The transcript is spliced from 2 exons. The record is from RefSeq and is a predicted model, not a curated record. The coding region runs from base 1745 to 3313 and encodes 522 amino acids. Lineage: Eukaryota; Metazoa; Chordata; Actinopteri; Cyprinodontiformes; Goodeidae.
AUGGCACCAACCGGAAGUCCCACCCUCACCGGAAGUCCCACCCACCUGUCAAAAAGUUUGAUGAAAGGGUGUACUUAAAUUCUCUCUAUUGUUCAUGUUCUUACAAAUCUUUUGUACAACUGAAACUUGAAACUUGCAACAAAAUGCAUUGUUGCCUUUAUUUAUUUAGAAAAAUGUAUGAAGCAGUGUGCUUGUGUAUGAAGGGGUGGGGAAGUGGGGUGUUUGGUGGGGGUGGGUGUUUAGAACUGUGUGACAUUACAUGUGCUUUGGAGCAGUGACAUCACACUACUUCAAAGCACAUGACAUCACCCUAGAUCUAAGAACAGAGAUGACAUCACAGAGCCUUAAACGUGUACACUUUUAAUUCUGAGGCCAGAAUGGUCCAGUAUACUAGUGUUUCUGGACAUAUAGUUUUAAGAUUUUAAAGAUCAUUUACAAUUCACAAAGAUAUUCUGAAGAUGCCUGAAUUCAGAAAGCAUGAAGCACUUCCAACGAAGUCAACGAAAGGAGAUUCAUCUUUAAUAGACAAGAGGAAAGGAUUGGGAUUACAACAGUAAAUGGGAUCUGUAGAAUAACUCAACCUGGUCACUAUAAUGCAGAAGUGACAUCCUAUUUGAAAGAUUUUUUUGCAAGUCGACGGGCUUCGUUAAGGGCAGAAUAUGAUCAAUCUAACAGUAAACUGGCAUCCACAUUAACUGAUAUUCUUGAAGAGGAAUCCAUUGUUAACAAUUUGAUUACAAAUGAGUCACCAAAAAUAUCUAUCAGAGACAGUAAUACCACUGAUAAAGACAGACCCAGUGAAGAUCAGAAGCCUGAACCAAAAGCCUCCAAAACCAUCUGUCAAAGGGUGAAAUCAGCUUUUAAGGGCUUAGGAAAGUGCAAAUCUCCUAAAAAGAGGCAACAGGAUGAGGAGAAAGACUUAGAUGAUGAUGCUUUUAACAAAAGCAGUGUAAGAGACUCAUCUACAUCAUCUUUGGAGUCAAAGUUCCCAACAACACUGCCAACAUCAUCAACUGCUUCAAAAGAUCUGAACUCUGUCCAUGUAGAGCUGGUACCUGUGGGAGUAAAAGAUAAAUGUAAACCCGGUGAAAUACUCUGCUCUGGCCUUGUAGAGCCAAUCACUGAGGCUGGGAAAGAGGACUGUAAGUCGGUGGAGACUAAAGCACGUUCAACAGAUCUGCUGCACAGUAUUGAGGUGGAAUCCACUGUCACCAAUGUCAUUGCAAACACAGCGCUGGCUAGUAAAACCAAAUCCCAAGAGGAUUAUUCUUCUUUAAAUGCCAGUGCAUCUGGGGGUGAACUUUUUGGGAAACUGCCACAAAGAGACUCUACAUCUACCACAAACUGUAACAUCGCUGAUACAGAUGGACACAGUGAAGAUCAGAAGUCUAAACCGAAUGCCCUCACAACCUUCAUUCAAAGACUGAAAUCAGCUUUUAAGGGCUUAGGAAAACACAAAUCUAUUAAAAAGAGACCAAAUACUGAGGCCGACGCUGGAGAGGACGAAUGUAAGCCAGAGGGGACUGAAACAUUUUCCUCUGUCCAUAUAGAGGCGAUCACCGAGGUAGAAGGUGUAGAAUUCAAAUCAGAGGACCCUGGUGUUAUCCAUGUCAAUUCAACCAGUGAGGCAGAAAAGAAACAAUGUAACUCAGAGGAGACUCCUUCUUAUCUGCCCUAUGAUGGUUUUUCCCAUUUAACAGGAAAUAUUGAAGAGGAGUCAACUGUCACAGAUUGCGGUAAAAAUAUGGAGUCAACAAGUGAAACCAAAUCGCAAAAAGAAUCUUCUCAUUUGGAUUCCAGUGAGCCUGGAGGCGAACGUAUUGGAAAGGCUUCUAGCUUUAGGUUACCUAGCUAUACAAACCAUUCACAAGAAGGAUCUACAUUUAUCACAGACAAUAGCAUCACGGAUACAUAUGAAACCAGUGACAAUCAAGAGUCCAAACUCACAGGCUCUGUAACCUUCAUUCAAAGACUGAAAUCAGCUCUUAAGGGCUUAGGAAAACACAAAUCUAUUAAAAAGAGACCAAAUGCUGAAGCCGAGGCUGGAGAGGACGAAUGUAAGCCAGAUGGGACUGAAACAUUUUCCUCUGUCCAUAUAGAGGCGAUCACCGAGGUAGAAGGUGAAGCAUUCAAAUCAGAGGACCCUGGUGUUAUCCAUGUCGAUUCAACCAGUGACGCAGAAAAGAAACAUUGUAAGUCAGAGGAGGCUCCUUCUUAUCUGCCCUAUGAUGAUUUUUCCCAUUUAACAGGAAAUAUUGAAGAGGAGUCAACUGUCACAGAUUUCGUUAAAAAUAUGCAGUCAACAAGUGAAACCAAAUCGCAAAAAGAAUCUUCUAAUUUGGAUUCCAGUGAGCCUGGAGGCGAACUUAUUGGAAAGGCAUCUAGCUUUAGGUUACCUAGCUAUACAAAAGAUUCACAAGAGGCUCUGAAAGGCUCUGAAACAUUCAUUCAAAGGGUGAAAUCAGGUGUUAAUGACUUAGGAAAACACAAACAAUGUCAAAAAGACCAACAGACCGAGAAGAAGGACUCAUCAGAAGGUAGCAGCAAAAGUAUUGCUCCUGACACUGUAUCAAUUACAACAAAAUUGGACCAGAGUUCUUUCUAUACAGAGGCAAUCAGUCAGUCAGAAACUGAAGGAUUUAAUUCAGAGGAGAUCCAACCAGUGGGUACGUCUAUGAGUGAGACAGUUUGCUGCAUGCCUUCUCUACUCUGUACAAAAUUUACUUACACUACAUCUGACCCGAUAAAAUCCAAACUCCAAGCUCGGCAUCUAGAUUCAUCUGAUCAGAGUGAAAAUGAAGCAUGUCAAUUACAAAAGACCAAAACACUCUCCCCUGAGAUCUCUGCCAUAUCCUUAUCUCAAAAACCACAGCAUACUGAAAAGAAGCACAUUCAAAUAGGCAUGGAUCUUCAGAAAGAAAUUACAUCUAUACCAGUAGAGAGGUUGGCUCACUUAAAACAAUUAAUUACCAAUGACAUUAUAAGGAUCUUUGAUUUUUCUGAAAAAAACAUUUCUGAUGCUAUUCACAUUAAAUUAGAAACCAUCAGAGACACAUUGAUUGUUAGCAUGGAGUCAACCUUUGAAGAGCUUAUUAAAAGCACACAUAUGCCCUCUACCAGCUCAUCUACGGCGUGUGAGAGGGCAAAAUACCCUCAAAUGGCAACUCCCAGUAAAGCUAGUUUCCCCACAAACCAUUACCCUAGUAUCCCUGGCCACCAUGCCAGAAAUACCUGUCACAAGAAAAGACCGUGGUACUUUUGUUUUAAAAAGAAUAAUAAGGUUGCACCAUUGCCACCAUCACAACAAAACUGAGUCUAUAUAUGUGUGAAGUAUAAAUUGUGGUUUUCGCACACAUUAUAAAACGUAAACAUAUUUCUAAAAUCAAACAAAACAGGGAACCAAUUAGGUUGCUUGAUAGAAAAAAGAUGAAUAGUAUAACAUAAGUAAAACACGUUUAACCCCCAAUGAGACUGAUUGGCCAACCAGUUACCUUGAAUUAUAAUCCUAUUCACCACAUUUAACAAAAACUUAGGUAACAGUAAACAAUUCAGUCUAAGUUAGCUUUAUUUUCAAAGAAAGUCAGUCAGAAUCUGUAAAAUAUCUGGUGGCUGCAUUGGAAUUUGCAUGUCCUCCCUGUGCAUGUGUGGGUUCUCUCCAGGUACUCUGGCUUCCCCCUAUAAAAGCUGACCUUUAAAAAAAAUGACAUUUUAAAAUAAAAAAAACAGCUUGAAUUGCAUAAUAAUAGCCUCAACAAUAAUUAGGUAAACAUUUUAUAUGAAAAUUAUUUUAUAUUAAUGGAAAAUGAAAUUUAUUUCAUAAUAAUGAGCUAAGAAUUUAAUAAGCAUUCAAUUAUUUCACAAUUUCAUUGUCACAUUAAAUCAGUCAGUCAUUUUCUACUGCUUAUUCCAUAGUGGGUCAUGAGGAAGCUGGUGCCUAUCUCCACCAGUCUAUGGGCAAGAGGCAGGGUAUGCCCUGGACAGGUCACCAGCCCGUCACAGGGAAACACACUGACAACCAUGAACACACUCAUACACCUAAGGGCAAUUUAGAGAGACCAAUUAAC